AUGCUAUCAUCUUUACCAUUGAUUGCACCACGCGAUGCUCAUACUUUAUGGUAUACACCAACCAGCCUCUCGCAAUCUUCAUCCGGAGUAGACGGCAGCAACAGCAGCAAUAAUGCGGCCAUUGACGGUGCCUACCCCGCCGCCUUCUCCAACUUCCACUCGCAACCGUACGGCCAGCGACGCGCAGGCGCAAGUUCUCGCAACCCAUUAGCCCUUCUCGCUCUUGAAGAGAACUACAUUGUCGCGCGCAAAGAAAAUGUCCGUCGGUUCGGAGCGGGCUGGAUCCGGCCACCGGGCGUCGCAAAAACGUACCAAGCCACGAUGGACGAGGCCGCGGAGCGCGAAGAGCAAGAGAUAGCCGCAGCCCGUGAAGCCGCGGCCUUGGAGCACGCCGCCAUGCUGGAAGGGCAAACGGAAGGAGAAGAAGAAACGAUGGAAGGUGCAGAAGGCGAGGGGGACGGCGAAGCAGAGCGCGAUCUAGACGACGACGUGCCCGACGCAGAUGAUGCCGAGAUGGAGGCCGAAGCCGACGGCGACGGGUUCGACGACAUGGACGAUGACGAGGAAGAAGAAGGACUCGCUGAAGCCGACGAAGACGGCCAGCUCGGCGAGGGUCUCAUGGACGGCACGAUUGAUAUGGAUGCCGAUCUCGACCAUGACGAACCCAUGAUUGUCGAGCAGGAGCACGAUCUCGACGAUGACGUGCCCGAGGCCGGAAGCUACGAGCAUACUGAUACAGAGCUGGAGGACGAAGCAACAGAUUUUGAUUCCAGCCAUUUACAUCACCCCGGAGAUGGCCAUGGCCUCCUCCACCACCACCACCACCACCACCAUCAUCAUCACCAUCCAAGCAGCGCGUCAUCGUCGUCUCGUCGGCGCGGCAGCCGCACCCGUCGUGGAAGUGGUCAUUUGCGCGGGUUUGGCUUCACGAGCAGUAGCAGUCCCGCGGGACGUACAAGUCUCGUGCGAAGUGACGGAAGCAGUCUUGUCAUGGGCAGUUCGAUUCUCGGCAGCAGUCCGGCCGCCGCGCCGACCUUUCUUGGCCGACUCAGACGCCGGGAUACAUAG
This is a messenger RNA of Xylona heveae TC161, 1068 nucleotides long. RefSeq lists its product as hypothetical. Gene Ontology annotation, cellular component: anaphase-promoting complex. NCBI's taxonomy places the organism in Eukaryota, Fungi, Ascomycota, Xylonomycetes, Xylonales, Xylonaceae. The coding region runs from base 1 to 1068 and encodes 355 amino acids. The transcript is spliced from 2 exons. The record is from RefSeq and is a predicted model, not a curated record. Gene Ontology annotation, biological process: anaphase-promoting complex-dependent catabolic process.